AUGUUAUUGACAAUUAAAUAUUAGGGGAGAGUGAAAUAAUUGAAUUUGGAUAGAAGAAUAAAUGUUUAGUCUUUAUAAAUAUUAUUAGGACAAUUAUUUAGCACAAAGAAUAAAAUAAUUGGAUUAAUUGAUUUAGAUGGUAAAUCUUAAAUAAAUAAAGCGUAGGCAAUUAUUUCGAUUUAGGGUUAUUUGUUUAAUAAUUGAAUUACACAAAAUGUAGCAAUUAUACAUUGGUAAGUGAGGAUGGAUAGAAUAUUGGAGAUAAUAACAUAUAAUAAGGAAUAAUGAAACAUACUUGUAUAUCUGAUUACAACAAUAAACUUUAAUUUAUAGAUUUUAUAUAUGAUUUAGAGGAGUUUCAAUAUAUAUUGGGAGAUGAUUAAUAUACAUGCAUAUAUUUAAUAGAUGAAAAAGAUAUAUCAGCAUUAGAUUUUUUAUGUUCUUUAGAACCGAUAAUAAAUAAUCUAAAUAGUUAGAUUAAUUUUUAUUAUUCAUUUAGUAAUAGAUUAUAAGAAUAAAUAAAAGAGAAUGAACCAUAGAGUAAAACUUUGUGGGUAUAUAAAGGAUCAAAAAGGAUUGUAUCAAUUUUAUUAAAUAAUGAUAAAAAGAUGAAGUAAAUGGAUGAAAUAAUUCAUAAACUUGUUUAAACUAAAAUUUAUGGUACAAGCACUAAGAAUUCUAACAUUAGAUAAGUAUCUUAACUUUCAUCAUAACAAUCUCCAGAUAAAAGAAGAAGUAAAUCAAUUAGAAGAAUGGUUGAAGAAUCUUUAAUUCAUAAUAGUAUAGGUUCCAGAUAUGUUACUAAAGUUUAAGCAAAAGUUAUUUAACAAGUACCAUCUAGAGGAAGUGAUAUACCAGAUGAUUAAAUUUCAUAUAAUCUCUCAAAUCCAAAUGAAUCUAUUAUAAAUUAAUAAGAUCUAUUAUUUAGAAUUAUUGCUGAAUUAGAAGAUAAAGAAUUACUUGAUAUGACUAUGGCUAGAUUAGUUAAAAGAUUGUUAAUUGAAGAAAAUAAAGAGAUUAUUACAGUUCUAUUCUAAUAUUAAUAAAGAACUAUAGAUAUUUAAAAUUUAUCUGAAAGAUUGAAUAAAAUAAUUGAAAAUUCUAAAAAUUAAUAAAGACCUACUUCACCUUUUUAAACUUUAAAAUAAACUAAAUAAUAGAUUAAUAAUACUAAUCAAUAAUCUAUACAAGAUAAUCAAGAAAUUAAAAAUUUAAUUAUUGAAAGUAAUAAUUUUGAAUUCUCUUCUGAAUAAUUUGGUAUCAUAAAUCAUUUAUGGAAUCAAAAUGAUCCAGUCAUUAUUAGAUUAUGUACUGAUAUUUAUAAAAAAUAAAUUAAAAAAGAAUAAGCUUCUUUAAAACCUUUAUAACUUUAUGCAGAUAAUAAAUUCAAUGAAUUAUUACAAUAAAAUUUUAAAAAACCAGAAAUAAACAUUAUUUAAGAUUGUAAAAACAAUAAGUCUGGAUCUAUUUAUGCCACUCUCUAACAUUUUAGAUAUGAAACUAAUGUUAAUUAUUUUAUUAAUGAUUUAAAAAAAGCAUUAUAACAAAUUCAUAAUCAAAAUUAACUAUUAACAGAACCAGAAAAAUAGACUGAUUAUUAAUCCAAAGAAAUUAGAUUAUUUAAAUUUUAAUCACCAAAGGCUCCUUCUCCUUUAUGUGUAUUGAUGCCAAAUUUUUAAAAUUUAGCUAAUGAAGCUCUCUCACCUCCUCCAUAAUCAUAAUCUUAGAAGCAAGAAGAAAAUAAUCAAAAUAUUUAAUCAUAUGGUAAUAUAUCAGAUGAAUUAUAAAGAGUUUAAUUGUUUUAACCACUCCCAAAUCAAACAACUAAAUAAAAAUAAUAAAUUUAGUAGGAACUCUAAUAAUUAAGCACUUAAUUAAAUGAACCAAAAUAAUAAUAAUAAUAAUUAUAAUAAUAAUUACAAUAAUAACAAUAACAAUAAUAACAAUAAUAAUAAUAAUAACAAUAAUAACAAUAAUAAUAAUAAUAAUAAUAAUAAUAAUAAUAACAAUAAUAAUAAUAAUAAUAAUAAUAAUAAUAAUAGAAUGUAGUGGCCAAAGAUAUUAUAUUUAGUGAAGAAAAUUUUGUUACGAGAAAAAUAGAAUAAAGAAAUUAAUAUUGUAAAAAGAUUGAGUAAUUCUAUUCUAUUUAAACUGAAAAAGAUAUUGGCUAAAAUUUUCAAGAAAUGAUUAAUUAAAUGGAUUUGGAUGAACAGAAGCUAAAAUAAAUUGAACAAUUAUUUUUAGAUCAUAAUGAAUAACUAUAUGAAAUAAUUAAAGGCUUUUAAUCUUCUAGAAUAAUAAUAAAUACAAAAGCAAAAUUGAUGUAAUAGAAUUUUUAUUUAAAAUAGUAAAUUACUUUCUGAAAAAUAAAAUGAUUCUUAAGACUAUAGAAAAACCAAGAUGUAUAAUUUAUUUAUGAAUUAAGUGAGAUAAUUUACAUUGUAAAAGCAUUUAUAAGAAAAUGAAAAAAAUUACUUAUUAAAAAUGUUUAGGGAGAAUGAUUAAUAAGUAUUGGGUACACUUGAAACCUAUUUAUAGAAUUAAGAUGCUCAAGAUAUGUUAGAAACUCUAUAAAUGAUAAUAAAGCAAUAUUCUAAAUUUACAAACGUAAUGAUAUUAUUUAAUUUGUAGAUCAAUUAGUAAGAAAUAGAUUAAUCACCUUUAGAAUAACCAAAAUUAAAUACACCUAUAUUAGGAGCCAAAGAAAUAUUGUCAAAAAUAAAAUAAUAUUUUUCAGCUGAAGAGAAGAAUAGAUUGGAAAGUAUUGCCAGUGGUUAAGGCGAAAAUAAUAUUGUGGAACUCUAUUUCCAAUAUUAAUAAGAUUAAGAUUUAAAUGGAUUUAUAGCAUCAAUCAAAAAAUUAAGUUAAUAAGAUUCAUCCAAAAAAUUACAUUAAUUUAUAACUUUUGAAGAUUUAUUGAAAAAAUUGAAAAAAGAUGGUUUAUUGAAAAUUGAUGAUUACAUGUUAGGUUUAAUUAGUAAAAAAAAAAAUGAAUAAAGAAUAAAAGGAGUUUUUGAAAUUUAUUUAUAUUCUAAAAAUGUUGAAGAUUUUAUAGAGAGCAUUAAAAGUAUUUAAAAAUUAUUGUAGUAAUGUAUAACAAACAAAUAUUUUUAGAGCUAAUAUAAUAAACAUUAGAAUAAUUUGAAAAGGAUAAUCUCUUACCUGAAAAUAAAUUGUCAAAAUUAAAGGAAAUAGCUCAUGAUUAUCAUAAGGAUUAUGCUAAAUUAGUAGGAGCAUUUUCUUUAUAUUUUGAAUAGUCUUAAUUAGAACCUGAAGGAGCAAAAGAGGAGAUUUUAGAAACCUUAAAUAUUUUUGCUUAAUGA
This is a messenger RNA of Paramecium sonneborni, 3323 nucleotides long. The record is from the annotation of a GenBank genome assembly. NCBI's taxonomy places the organism in Eukaryota, Ciliophora, Oligohymenophorea, Peniculida, Parameciidae.